Microtus ochrogaster (prairie vole) is the source of this 2805-nucleotide messenger RNA. It is a transcript of the gene Mobp, whose product is annotated as myelin associated oligodendrocyte basic protein. Gene Ontology annotation, molecular function: myosin binding; actin binding. The record is from RefSeq and is a predicted model, not a curated record. NCBI's taxonomy places the organism in Eukaryota, Metazoa, Chordata, Mammalia, Rodentia, Cricetidae. Gene Ontology annotation, cellular component: cortical actin cytoskeleton.
CCUAUAUAUUCUGCAUGUAUUGAGGUAGCCCAGUCCCACAAGAGCCGCGUGUCCACGGGAUUCUCUCUCAUGCAGUAGCCACUACCUGCAGGGGCAACGAAGAACUAAAUGAGAAUAAGACGCAGAGAACAGAGUCCUGGCCGCCAGACGCAUGUGGAUGAAAAUACAGUGAGAUGAGUCAGAAAAUGACCAAGGAGGGCCCCAGGCUCUCCAAGAAUCAGAAGUUCUCGGAGCACUUCAGCAUCCACUGUUGCCCACCCUUCACCUUCCUCAACUCCAAGCGCGAGAUCGUGGACCGCAAGUACAGCAUCUGCAAGAGCGGCUGCUUCUACCAGAAGAAGGAGGAGGAUUGGAUCUGCUGCGCUUGCCAGAAGACCAGCCGCCGUGCCAGGUCCCCCCAGAAGCCCAAGCUCCAGCCAGCUGCGUCCCCCGUGGUGGUCAGAGCGCCGCCAGCCAAGCCCAAGUCCCCUCCGAGGCCAGCCAAGCCAAGGUCCCCUUCGAGGACUGAGCGCCAGCCGCGACCCCGCCCAGAGGUCCGACCACCACCAGUCAAGCAGAAGCCCCCUCAGAAGUCCAAGCCACCAGCACGCAGCAGCCCCCUCAGAGGGCCAGGCACCAGCCGUGGGGGGUCUCCCACCAGAGCUCCUAGGUUCUGGUAACACCAUCUCUUGCCUUUUGUCUCCCCCCCUAGCCUGAGAUUGAAAAGGAGGAGCAGGUCAACCCCAAGAAAAAAGUGACCGAGAAGGGAUUUCCCGUGAAUGGACGGCCUCCGCCUGUGGACUUACUACUUCGCAAGCCAUCUGCCCUCAGACAAACUAUCUGGUCUCAAGGAUGAAGCAGGGUCAGACGCCUGCUGACGUGACAGCUACAGAUGCCCUCAGUCCUCACGGUGUGGGAGCCUCAGGGCAGCCUGCCUGGAGUACGUUGAUGAUACCACCCCACCGCCUCCCUCUAUAACUGCUGAUGAGAGACCUGCCGUCAAUCUUCUCGACUCAUGGACUCAGGUACUUCUAGCUGAAGAUUCGUGUGUCUUCAGGGAUGUGCAAAACAAGUUCGUGUUGCACAGCUAUCCAAAUGGCAAAUAUAAAAGAGAAACUGCCCAGCAUUGGCAUUAAUGUGAAGAAAGUCCCAGAAGCUACUGAUGGAAUUUAUACGUUGUCAUAACACAUGCCAUAAUAUCACUGUACUCCAGGACACUAGCAAGGCAGGGUGUCUUAAAACCUCUAACCAAGUAACUAUAAUUUUAGGCAUCCAUCCUGGAGAAAACUUGCACACUUUUAGAGAAGAGAGAAAUGCACAAAUUUGUUUAAAAGAUCAAGGUUUGUAGUUAAGAGAGGAACAUAGAAUGUAACUAACCAAAACGUCUACCCACAGGGGAAUGAGAGAAUCAGUUUUGGGAUAUCUGCAAAUAAUGUUCUAACCAGCAGUUAAAAGUCAAUCUGUCAGAUAGACCCUGUCAAGCAGGAAAAUCUAGAAACCACAGCCAGGACUACGCAAAGCAAGCAUCAGACAGUAAGCCCAGUAUGACAUCCUAUGCAUAAAUAUUGACAGCCCACAGUUUUAUAUUGGUUAUUGCUCAACAAGGAGAAGUCAUAAGACCUCAUACUUUUUCUAUAAUGCCACAGGAUUUAAAAAUGACAGUAAAAUACAAAGAUAUUAAAAACAAAUCCUCUCAGAAAUAAAAGUAUAAGAAAUAAUUCCUGGCUUGAAGAAAUAACCCAGCCUAAAAGUUACACAGGAAUGGUUUAACACCACCUGCUGGACAUACAUUUGUUUGGAGAGAGUAAAUGGGAAAUUUGUCAGCAGCCUGGGAUGCUUCCAUGGUUGGUUAUAUAAUUCUUAAACACCAAAAACAUUUGUUUUGAAUCCGUUUUGGGUCUGGGCUAGAGUCCUUGACUUGUGAUGGCUCCUGACAUGGGAGAAAAGGGAGUCAAUUGGAACACAGCUCUCAAAUUUCCCUUUCGGAACAGGUAGAUAGGAAGGGAAAAUAGGAUGUUGGUGAAUGUGCAGGGAUGUAAAACGGACGGUGUUAUGGUGGAGGGAAACGUGAUGUAGGGACUAGAAGAGCAUCAGGGAUGACCUUGUGCUGGGAGCUGGUUGGCCAAGCACAGGCAGAUGGCCGCCACUGCAUCCUCACAGCCAGAGCUGGCAAGGUUCAGACUCAAGUGCAAGGAGGGGGGCCCGUGUUCAAGGUGUGGAUCUGGAGUGGCAGGAAGACAGCAAGGAGGAAGGAAGAGAUGGCUGAGAAUGCUGUGCCCCAGCAAGAAGAAGCAGGCCAAAUACUGUCCCAGGGUACCCAAAGGGUUCCAGCGUCCUAACAGGAGGGCACCGUGGCCCCGUGGAAGCUCCAAUGUGGCCCCGUGGAAGCUCCAAUGUGGCCCCGUGGAAGGUCCAAUGAGAAGGCAAGGAAUUUAACUGCGUAACAACUCAUGCAGAACCUCGGGUGCUAUAUGAACAUCUAAGGUGAUAACGUCUCUGAGGAGCAGGUUCUAACGGUGAGCUGUCCGUGGCCAUCACCUUCCUGAGUAACUGGGCUGGGAAGAACGGGAAUGGGAUAGGAGCACACAGUAGCCCUAUGGUGAGCCUUGCCCCAGCCCAUUCAGGAAACCAUCUUGAUUUUAGCAAAGCGAGACUCCAUCCCCAGGACUCGCUGUUUCACCCUCCCCUCCACGCCACCCCCAAGACCUGGAGUGUGUGUUAACCCAUGCCCAGCACUGGAUAUUAGCCUGUUAAUGUGAAUAACCAGAAACUGCUAAAUUUUGUCUGCCUUCUGUAGAAAUAAAAUCUGGGGAUGGAUCAAACCUA